CAAACCUAACCUAGUUAUUGUAGUAUAGUUAGCUUUAGAUAUGUAUAAGAAUGAAUAUUGUAUUAAUGAGGGUAAUCUGGCAGUCCGCAAUAAAUGGUCGAAUAGAAUACACGCGUUUCAUUGUGCUCCUUGCUAAGAUACAUUACAGUGGCGACGAGGAUACUUUUAACUCGCUGUGUUAUUUUGUAGAAUUUAUACCGUGGCUAGUGGACAAUCUGACAAUAUGUCGAUAGGCCGAUUGAGUGAGUUCGAUGUUCAAACGGGACAGUGGUCGUCAUACAUUGACAGAUUGGAUAUGUAUUUCAAAGUGAACAAGAUAACGGAUGACUUGAAACUGCCGACGAUGAUUGCUACCAUGGGGGACGAAGCAUAUGAGUUACUAGUCAACCUAGCUAGUCCAAACAAACCCUCGGAUUUAGUUUACCAGGUAGUGGUUGAUAUGAUGCGUAAUCAUCUGCAACCUACGCCGUCGUCGUUAGCGGAGCGGUUUCGUUUUCGUCAGAAAAGACAAGGAGCGGAGGAGGAUAUAGCAGCUUACGUCGCGGAAUUGAAAAAAUUAGCUCGGAAUUGUAAGUUUGCAGCUAAUUUGAAUGAAAAUCUACGGGACCAGUUUGUAUGUGGACUUAAGAGUGACGUCAUCAGGCAACGGUUAUUCGGUGAAGAUGACUCAGUGACUUUCGUGGAAGCCGUUAAGUUAGCUACCUCGUUGGAGGCGGCGGAGCGGGAUGCGGCAGUGGUGGAGAGUGCUGCAUCAACAAACGAGACGGGGUCCAACAAGACGAGUGCGGUACAUACACUUAUGCAAUCGAGGCGAGGCGGCGGGGGCGGGCGGCUGCGCGGUCGCCGCCGGUCGGCCGGCAUGCGCCCGACAUUCACUACAGCCGGCGCGGCUACGACGUACGAACGUGGGAGCCGGGCGAACUGUGCGGCUUGUGGAGCUACGAACCAUGUGUAUGCAGACUGUCGCUUUCGGGAUUACAGAUGCAGUCUAUGUAAGCAUAUUGGACACUUGCGACGAGUUUGCUCAUGGGAUGAUGGCAAACUGUCGCGAGGAGUAGUCACGGAUCGUCGUGAGAGACAGAAGGAAGGCUUUCAUUACAAUGACGCUGACCGGGAGACGAGCGACGAGGAGGAGGAAAACAUUGUGGAAAAUUUAAACCUUAUGGGACUGGACAGUUAUAAAGCAAUAUGAGGCGCUAUUUGACGGUAGAUUGGGGCGGUACACGGGAGGCAAGGCGACGCUGCGUGUGCGGGACGGAGCGACGCCGGUGUUUCAUCGUGCGCGGCCUGUACCUUACGCACUGCGCGAACGCAUAGACGCGGAGCU
Messenger RNA from Manduca sexta (tobacco hornworm), 1327 nucleotides. RefSeq lists its product as uncharacterized. NCBI's taxonomy places the organism in Eukaryota, Metazoa, Arthropoda, Insecta, Lepidoptera, Sphingidae. The record is from RefSeq and is a predicted model, not a curated record. The transcript has 2 exons. Gene Ontology annotation, molecular function: zinc ion binding; nucleic acid binding. The coding region runs from base 224 to 1192 and encodes 322 amino acids.